CGGAAGAAGCGCUGGCGUCUCUCCGCGGAAGUUGUUACUGCUGCCCUGCUUCUGCAUGGCGGCUGCGGGGCCCCUGCAGUUGCUGCUCCUGUUCCUGCCGCCAUCUUUAGCACUGCCCGCGUUGCGGGGCCGGGGGGGACUGUGAGCCGGGCCGGAGCAAGCCGAGCCGGGUGACGCCCCCCUCUCCGCCGGCUCCUUCCUCCUCCCCGUCUCCCGCAGGAUCGGUGACCGCGGAGCUGAUGGGGAAGUACUUCCUGACCCUGAGCGUCCUAAAAGGGCCUUGGGACCAAGUCUUCACCGCCUUUUGGCAGCGCUACCCGAAUCCUUACAGCAAGCAUGUCCUGACUGAAGAUAUCUUGCACCGAGAGGUGACUGAAGACCAGAGACUGCUUUCCAGGAGGCUCCUAACCAAAACCAACAGGAUGCCCCGCUGGGCAGAGCGCUUCUUUCCACCUAACGUCGGCCACCAUGUCUAUAUCCUAGAAGAUUCCAUUGUGGACCUGCAGAAUCGAACCAUGACCACAUUCACUUGGAACGUUAAUCAUGCACGUCUUAUGGUAGUGGAGGAGCGAUGUGUUUACAGAGAGAACCCAGAAAACAGUAGCUGGACAGAAGUCAAGCGGGAAGCCUGGGUCUCCUCCCGCCUCUUUGGUGUUUCCCGUGCUAUCCAGGAGUUUGGCUUGGCUAGGUUCAAGAGCAAUGUGACCAAGACUACCAAAGGUUUUGAGUACGUGCUGGCCAAAAUGCAAGGUGAAGCACCAUCUAAAACACUGGUGGAAACUGCCAAGGAGACGGCCUUGGCUGUUACUGAGAAGGCAAAGGACUUUGCUGGCAAGGCAGCUACUACAAAGAAGCAACAGUAUGUGUGAAGAAACGGUUUUCCCACAGAAGGAACUAGAACGCCACUGGCACAGGGCGGUACAAUGAUACUGGAAGGUUCACUUAUAACUAAGCUUCACUUCCUUGGGAGUUGACCAGAAUGUCUGUAGAUUUUAUGUUUUUUUUAAUUGAGACUGUACAAAUCUGACAAUCAUCUUCUUUCUAAAAGGUGUAAUUAUCAUUAAAAGAAUAGACUUCAAUUUA
Messenger RNA from Candoia aspera, 1083 nucleotides. It is a transcript of the gene PRELID1, whose product is annotated as PRELI domain containing 1. Lineage: Eukaryota; Metazoa; Chordata; Lepidosauria; Squamata; Candoiidae. Gene Ontology annotation, cellular component: mitochondrial intermembrane space. The transcript is spliced from 5 exons. Gene Ontology annotation, molecular function: phosphatidic acid transfer activity. The coding region runs from base 240 to 869 and encodes 209 amino acids. The record is from RefSeq and is a predicted model, not a curated record. Gene Ontology annotation, biological process: phospholipid transport.